AAAUUUUUAACACAUCUAUACAUUUUUCAAAAUGACUGAAAACUAAGGGGUUUUGAUUGGAAAAUAUUGCUUUCUCGAUCAAGACACAGGGUGGCGCUGCAGGCUAAGAUUGUGAACACACACACAAAAGAGCCACAGGAAGUUUACGUAUUCUUUUGUGUUGGGAGACAUAAUGAAAACCGCACAAGAAGCAUUGCCAGCAAUUGGGGAUUAUCAAAGGGUGAAGGAAGCGAUAUAUCAAAGUAAAAUUAAGGUGAAAGCGAUUUUGUGGUGAUUCCUACAAGCAAGGAAUUAGAAUUUCAUGUUUCAACUUUUUUUUUCUUUCUUUGCCCGCGAGGGCAAUCCCUGAAAUAAUUGGAUACAAAGACUCGGAUUUGAGUAUGGGGAAACUAAACGGAAUUCAUAUAAACAGGCAAGUGGUAUCUUUUAUUUUCAUGACGUUUUUAUCUCGGGUUUCACUUGAGCCUAUUCAUUAUUCUGUGCCAGAGGAAACUGAGGGCGGCGCCUUUGUAGCCCAUCUGAUCAAGGAUCUGGGGCUGGGAACUGGGGAACUGUCUUCCCGGUUAGCCCAGGUAGUGUUUGAUGAUGAUAAGCAGCAUUUGUUGCUGGAUCCUCAGACUGGAGAUUUGUUUCUGAGGGAAACACUAGACCGAGAGGAGCUAUGUGGCCGCGCUGAACCGUGUGUGCUGCAUUUCCAAGUGUUUCUUGAAAUGCCAGUGCAGUUUUUUCAAGGAGAAUUGUGGAUUCAGGAUAUUAACGACCAUUCUCCAACGUUUCCUGAUAGGGAAGUGCUCUUGAAAAUACCCGAAAACAGCCAGCCAGGGACAGUAUUUCCGCUACAAUUAGCUGAAGAUUUGGAUGUGGGCAGCAAUGGGCUUCAAAAAUAUACACUCAGCUCUAAUUCUCAUUUUCACGUUCUCACUCGAAAUCAUAGUGAGGGCAAGAAAUUCCCAGACAUGGUACAGGACAAGCCACUGGAUCGGGAGGAGCAGGCUGAGUACAGGUUAACCCUCACGGCUCUGGACGGUGGGUCUCCACCGAGGUCAGGCAGUGUCAUGGUUCGAAUCCUGAUCAUGGACGUCAAUGACAAUGCUCCUGAGUUUGUGCACACCCCCUAUGAGGUGCAGGUCCUGGAGAACUGCCCUUUAAAUUCCCCAAUCCUCAGUGUCUUAGCUAGAGAUAUGGAUGCUGGAAACUUUGGGAGUGUUUCCUAUGGCUUGUUCCAGCCAUCAGAUGAAAUUAAGCAAACUUUCUCAAUCAAUAAAGCCACGGGAGAAAUCCGACUGCAGAAGAAACUGGAUUUUGAGAAAAUUAAGUCUUAUGAUGUGGAAAUUGAGGCCACAGAUGGAGGAGGCCUUUCUGGGAAAGGCACAGUAGUGAUAGAGGUGGUGGACGUGAAUGACAAUGCCCCUGAACUUAGUAUAACUUCGCUGACCAGCUCCAUUCCAGAAAAUGCUCCAGAAACUGUUGUCUCUAUCUUCAAAAUUCGGGAUAGAGAUUCUGGAGACAAUGGAAAGAUGACAUGCUCUAUUCCAGACAAUCUUCCAUUCGUUCUAAAACAGACUUUUAAGAACUUUUACACCCUAGAAACGGAGAGCCCGCUGGACAGAGAGACCACAGCCCAGUACAACAUCACCAUCACCGUCACCGACCUGGGGACGCCCAGGCUGAAAACCCAGCACACCAUCACCGUGCUGGUCUCCGACGUCAACGACAACGCCCCCACCUUCACCCAAAGCUCCUACACCCUCUCGGUGCCCGAGAACAACAGCCCCGCCCUGCACAUCGGCAGCGUCAGCGCCACAGACUCAGACUCGGGCACCAACGCCCAGCUCACCUACUCGCUGCUGCCGCCGCCCCACGACCCGCUCCCGGGCCUCGCCUCGCUCGUGUCCAUCAACGCCGACACCGGCCAGCUGUUCGCGCUGCGGGCGCUGGACUACGAGGCCCUGCGCGCCUUCGAGUUCCGCGUGCGCGCCACCGACCGCGGCGCGCCCCCGCUCAGCGGCCAGGCGCGCGUGCGCGUGCGCGUGCUGGACGCCAACGACAACGCGCCCUUCGUGCUGCACCCGCUGCAGAACGCGUCCGCGCCCUGCACCGAGCUGCUGCCCCGCGCCGCCCAGCCCGGAUACCUGCUCACCAAGGUGGUGGCGGUGGACGCCGACGCGGGCCAGAACGCCUGGCUGUCCUUCCAGCUGCUGCAGGCCAGCGAGCCCGGGCUGUUCAGCGUGUGGGCGCACAGCGGCGAGGUGCGCACCGCCAGGCCGCCGGGCGAGCGCGACGCGCCCAGGCAGCGGCUGCUCGUGCUGGUCAGGGACAACGGCCAGCCGCCGCUGUCGGCCAGCGUCACGCUGCACGUGCUGCUGGUGGACGGCUUCUCGCAGCCGCACCUGCCUGGGCCCGAGGCGGCGGCCGAGCGCGCGCAGGCCGACCCGCUCACCGGCCCCCUGGUGGUGGCGCUGGCCUCGGUGUCGUCGCUCUUCCUGUGCUGGCUGCUGCUCUUCGUGGCGCUGAGGCUGUGCGGGAGGAGCGGGCGGGCCGCGCUGCCUGGCUGUCCUGCGCCCGAGGGCCCCUUUCCGGGCCAGCUGCUGGACGUCAGCGGGGCGGGCACGCUGGCCCACAGCUACCAGUAUGAGGUGUGUCCCACUGGAGACUCUGGGACUGGUGAGUUCAAAUUCCUGAAGCCUCUAUUUCCCAACCUCGGGGAUCUGGAUACUGUGGGAGAACCUAGGGACAACCCCACCUGCAGGAACAGCUCUGUAUUCAGUUAAUUACAGUAUUUGUUAUGUAAUUUCAUUAAUUAUGGCAAAGUUCCCAUUAUAAUUUGUUCUCUUAAGAAAUGGUGCUGUAAUGUAAAUAUUGAAUCUACUCUUUCAAAUUUAUUCAUGUUCCUAGUGGAUGUGGACACUGGGAAAGAAGUUAGAGAGAACCCCAACUGUAGGAACAGCUUAGUGUUCAGCUAAGUAUUGUAUCUGGCUCAGUGAAUUUCCUGUUUAAUUUUCGUCCAGGGAAGUGCCAUACCUUCCUUUUAAGAGAUAAGAUUGUUCUUUAGAUAUCUUCUAAGAUAUUCUUUGUACCGUUGAAUACUGUAUGUAUUUCUGAUGGCACUAAAUUUGUUUCUGUUUUACUCAUAUCCAGUGGCACCUAUCAUUUGUAGUUAUACUGAUAUCUGUUUUCUCUAUAUUUGAUCUUUUGGUGAUUAUCUUUCCAUAACUGUAACUUAAGGAGUAUAAAAUUUUUCACUGUAAGUGUCUUGCUGAGACACUAAAUUUCCCAGGCUGGGCUCCAACUUGUAAUCUUUUUGUCUCAGCUUCCCAGAGUGCGCUGUGACUUUUACAGUUUUAUCAGGGACAUAGUGUUUUAAACUUUUCUUAUUACUUUGACCUUUUUUAGUUUACUGUGCUAUCAGUUUAAGGCCCCUGAGUAGCUAAGAACAUAAAAAUUUAGAAUACUUAUUUCUCCAAGUUAUAUGUAAACAUGCACUUCAAUAAAAUAUUAAUCCCUUUAUGACCUUUUUCCUUUUCUGAAUUCUAUUUAUGUUAGGGAUUAGUUUUUAAUUGCUAUCUACUUAGCACAUUGUUAAGUGUUCCAUAAGUGGUAAAAUUGAAUUUUAAUAAUAAUUCUCAUUAAAUUGAAUUUAAAGAGAAAAUAUAUUGCCUUUUCUUUUACUAAAUAAAUCUGUUAAAUUACUGCUUGAUAUAAUCUUUUUUUUUUUUUUUGGUACUGGGGAUAAAACUUAGUAUUGCAUGCUUGCAAGGCUGGUGCUUAUGCCGCUGAGCUAAAUCCCCAACCCCUAAUAUAAUCCCGUUCAACCAAAAUUUCAGAACUUAUUCUUUCUUGACAUUAUUGUAUAUUGAAUUAUGUUUUCUUGUUCUGCCUUCUUUCUUACAAAUAGAAGUUAAAUUGUAGUUUACUGUGUGAAUUUCCUUUUGUUUUCCAGCAGCUUCUCCCCAUCUUUCUAUAAAGAGUCACAACUUUAACAAAUUUAACCAUCCUGUUGAAUUGAUUAUUAGUUGAUCUCAGAGUUUUUACCUUUUUCUGGAUGUAGACAGUCUAUCACCAAAAUGAUUUCUUUGUGAUAUUUAAUUAGCUUCUAUUUUGUUCUUUACUGUAACCUUCAGUUAUGGUUAAUUUAAUUUUUCAUUCCAGUUGAUAUUAUAUCUGCAUGAAAUAAGCAUUAUUUUUUUCUGAGAUAGGAACAGUAAUGAAUAUCUGAAUUGUCAUUGUUUUGAGUUUUAUAUUCAAUAAGCUUAGUGAACUGACUGUAUGAUUUCUAAAUAAAAUUCAUAUGUAUGUAAUUAUAAGACAGGUUCAUUGACCAUCUGGCAGAAUUGAGAAAUUUAAAAAGUUACUUUGUAAUUUAGUUAGGCAUGGUGGCACACAACACCCAGCACUUGGAAGGGUGAGGCAGGAAGAUUCCCUGAGUUUGAGGUCAUCCUGGGCUACAAAGUGAGUUCAAGGCCAGUCUGAACUGCACAGUGAAACUCAAAAACCAAAGUAUAAAACAAGCUUACUUUGUAACUUACUAUUUGUUUGUAAAUUUCAAGUCUCAUUCUUCUGCAGUUAAGUGCUUGUGCUUUUCCCUGGAUUACUGAUUUUACUAAGAAUAUAACAAAAUAGAAAAGGCUUUGACAACUUUAAAUUAUUCUUGAAACAUAGUUUUUAGCCUUUAUUCUUUAAAAUUGAAGCGAGGAAGAGAUGAAAGGGAGAAUAGAAUUAAACACAAAUAUGCAAGAUAUAAAUAUGGUGAUGUAUUCCUUAUUUAUUAUCAACCAUUUAAGUGAAAAAGUUUCAUAUGUGAUGAUAGGUAGUAAAUCUGGUGAAAAUUUUCACCAGUACAUCAUGAAAAUGCAAAUUUAUUUAAUUUUUUGUCUGUGCCAGUGAAGUCCCAUUUGUCUAAUCAUUCAAAUAAUUCUAGCCAAAUAAACACCUGGAACCCA
This is a messenger RNA of Cavia porcellus (domestic guinea pig), 4940 nucleotides long. RefSeq names its product protocadherin beta-4. The record is from RefSeq and is a predicted model, not a curated record. Gene Ontology annotation, biological process: homophilic cell-cell adhesion. The transcript has a single exon. Gene Ontology annotation, molecular function: calcium ion binding. Lineage: Eukaryota; Metazoa; Chordata; Mammalia; Rodentia; Caviidae. Gene Ontology annotation, cellular component: plasma membrane. Bases 381 to 2771 code for a protein of 796 amino acids.